Molecule: messenger RNA, 546 nt
Organism: Microsporum canis CBS 113480
Lineage: Eukaryota; Fungi; Ascomycota; Eurotiomycetes; Onygenales; Arthrodermataceae
Exons: 1
Coding region: 1-546 (181 amino acids)
Source: RefSeq, a predicted model, not a curated record
AUGGAGUUCCUCCAAGGCUGUCUCUACCUAUUCCUGCUCCAGGCAACCGUCUCAGCCGCGUUCCCUUAUCUCAACGCCUCUCAACCACUAUCUUAUAGGGAUAUAUUAAUAAAUGGAAACCAAUACCAUCCACAAGCACCCGCGCGAGACCCAACAUGCAAUCACUCGGAUUAUGAAAAAAUCGAUUGCCCUGCUCCGUCCAUCUGCUAUCACCAAAGAGGUGGCGCGCCAGCCUGCUGCCCGCCGGAUACAAACUGUGAUCCACCGUGGAUACGCGAUCCUCUAGGCCCAGCUCUAGGCCCAUCACCUUCUCAGCCUGGGGCACCGGCUGCACAAUCACCAGCAGACUCAACUUCCCAAUCUAAUCAAGCCAAUGGAAGUGGGAAUGCAGGAGUAGGUGUCAGUGGGAGUUCACGUGCAGAGAAUCAUAACUCGAAUAAUUUCAAUGUGAGCGUCAAAAAUAUCGGAACGAGUGUGUUGAAAAAGAGCCUUGGUGGCCUUUGGUCUGUACCAUUUCUUGCAGUGACGGUUUUGGCUAUAUUAUGA